AAAAUUCUGUCUUGCAAGUUCAUACUGCUUUGCUCCUAUCUCUCCCAGGUGGGGAUCACUGAGGACCGAGGCCCCUGAAGGUCCAAGGCUGGCCGAGUGGCCAUGCUGGACACAGAAGGGAAGUAGAGGUGUAGAGGUCCCAGCCCUCCUCACAGCCAGUGCAGAGGGGCCAGCACACUAGGAGUCAUGGACAGCUUCAUGGAAUCCCUGAACAGGCUGAAGGAGGCCCAUGAGAAGGAGGUCCUGGGCCUGCAGAACAAGCUUCUGGAACUGAACUCAGAGCGGUGCCGAGAUGCACAGAGGGUAGAGGAGCUCUUUGCCAAGAAUCACCAACUCCGGGAGCAGCAGAAGGCACUGAAGGAGAACCUGAGGGUGCUGGAGAACAGGCUGCGGGCUGGUUUGUGCGAUCGCUGCAUGGUCACCCAGGAGCUGGCCAGGAAGAAGCAGCUGGAACUGGAAAGUGCCCACCUGCAGAGCCUGCAGCAUCUCUGCAUCCUCACCAAUGAGAUGAAUGGGCUGAGGGAGGAAAACAAGAUUCUGAAGGAAGAAGUGAAGAGGCUUCGGAGCCUGGGAGACAAGACUGCAUCCCAGGCCUGGGAGGGCACCUCAGAGUCCCCGUCACCCGUGCCACUCCACUCCCCCAGUAGCCGGAAAGGUGCCACUGAGAACCCACCAGGAGGUCCAGAGGAGGCUGAGGAAGAACAGCCAGGCACAGAUAAGGGGUCAAGCCAGAAGUCAUCCCCAGUGGCCAGAGUCUCCCCAGCUGCCAACCUGCCCGAGUCACGGGCCCCGGACAUGAGCCCUCAGUGCAUCUCCAACCAACUGCACUCGACAGUGGCCGUGGUGCGGCCUGGCUCCAGGGCCUGCCCACCAGACUGUAGUACCGCCAAUGGGACGCCCCCGCCACCGUCCGCCAGAAGCAGCCCACCCAGCCCGACAUAUGAGCACAGCCUCCGUGUGGACAGCUUCCUGCGGGCCUCCCGGCCAUCAGCCGUAGCCUAUGAGACCCUGAAGCGCUCCCUUCAGACUGAUCGCCUCUGCUUCCUCAACCGACACCUGUCUCUGCAUCUGCAAAGCCCCCACAGCAGCCCCCUGGCUCCUGCUACACCUGCCAAUAGUCCCCUGCCCCAGGGCCCGAAGGCUAGAGAGGCAGAGGCAUGGGAGGAGCCUGGGGCCUUGGUAGGCAUACAGGACCCACGGCUAGAAGGAGCAUUGCACCUGCUGCUGGUCCAGCAGCAGUUGCGGGCACGGGCACGGGCAGGCAGUGCCAGGAUGAGGGUCCCAUCCACACCAGAAGAGAUGCCAUCUUCCUCACCAGCUGGCUCAGAUUCUGAGAGCUCUGAGUGUGAGGCUCCGAGGACAGCUCUGAGUGCAGAGGCCCGGCCUGAUGGGUGGUACCCUCGGUCCACACACCAAGGUAGCCCCUGGAGGAAAGAGACACAUGUGGCCACUCAGGAUUGCCCCCCAGACAAGCCUCUGGACCUCUCUGACCGGGGACGGUGUCGGGACAUCUCCAAGUCAACUGGCCAAUCUUUGCCUCUCAGCCCCACAGUUGUCCACACUCCCAGCCCCCAGCUGCCCACCUUGUCCAGACCCCUGACUCACAGCCCCCACACUCUCAGCAACGGCAGCUUGGAGACCAGAGCCCAGGAGCCUGAAGAACACUCUGUUCCCAAGGACACCUCACACCCUCUCUCAGGGAUCCACGACAGUCUGACCUCUCCUGGAAGGACAACAGAGGAGGCUGGAGGAAGGCCAAGGCCAGUGCCCCCCCUACAGAGGCCUGACACUGAUGGGGCCACAGAGGCCAGCAAGGUCACAGCUCAGAGGCCAGAGUUGGAGCAACUGGAAGAGUCGGAUACCUCAGACAGUAAGGUGGUCGGGACCUCUGAGGCAAGUGUGGAGCCAAGCAUGCCAGGGGAGGGGCAUGCUGAAGACCACCCACAGGGUCCACACCAAAAGAGGAAGCGGGUUUCAGACCUGCAGGACAAAGGUAACAACCUCCUGGAGGGGCAAAUAGGGCCAGGUAUGUGAUGGGUAUGCCUCUAGCCACCUGACAUCUGGGGACCAGCUGGAGCCUGACAGAAGCCAAGCCUCCCCAGCAAGGGCCUCUGUGAAUCCUAACCAAAUGACCUCCUUGCAGUACUCCUGGGCCUCAGCUUCCUUCCCUCAAGAGGACUAACACCAGAGCUCCAUAACUUCAGUGGGAUAAAAAUGGAGUUGAGAGGGACUGUGGACUUGGCUCAGCUGGCGGACUCGCCUAGCUUCCAUGAGGCUCUGGAUUCCAUUGCCAACACUUAAAAAAAGGCAUUUCCACAGAGAACAAUGUUUUGUUUUGAGACAGGGUCUCACUAUGUAGGCCUGACUGGCCUGGAACUUACUCUGUAGACCAGGCUAUCCUUGAAUACACAGAGACUGUCCUGCCUCUGCCCCCUUAGUGCUGGGAUUAAAGGUGUACACCACCACGCCCAGACACGGGGAAGCAAUGUGAAUCACAUCAUCAUCCUCAACUAUGUAGCAAGUUCAAGGCCAGACUAGGCUAUAUCAGCCCCUGCCUCAAAGGCACAAAAAGAAAGAGAGAGAGGAACUGAGGACAUUUAUUACUGUCCCUCUGCAAGCAGCUCCCUGGGACUGGUAUCCUUGGACCCUCUUCCUGAACCUUUGGGCAGGCACGGAAGCACAUCUGGCCGGCCCUGGGGUGUGUGUUCCUUCAGUGUUAGGGUUGCUCACGUGUUUGCCCAGGGCGGUGCCUUUGAGCUCAGCUCUGCCUGAUAAGAUAGCAGGAAUCUCAGCCUGGUCCCGGGUAAGAGUAUCAGGAUACUUCCUGCUCCAAUGCACAAUGGCGAGUCUUUGAACACCUAAGCUAAUAUGCAUGUGGCCUAUGUUUGCCCAGGCUACAGCUCAGCAGGCUUGGCCGGGCCUACCACAAUAAGCCAUUGUUGCCGGAAAGGGACUGACCGCAGCCUGUGUUUGCUCCGAGUGGAGGCCAGGGUGCCUGUGUCAUUUCCAAGCACUUCCUGCUAUGUGCCCACGAAGUGGGGUGUGGUCCACCGGGUUACCAGUGUGUCACCCUCCAACUUUCACACUGAGUAAGCCAGCCCCCCCCACACCUUAUCCUCCCAGCUAGAAUUGGGCAAAGGAUGGCUGGCACCAGGCAUCCUGUGGGUGGCACUCCUCCAUUCCAGGAAACUGUCUGGAAGUCAGUGAGAACAGGCUCCUGUCCUGUAAGGCUCAUUCAUGCUCCCACUUUACCUAGCAGGGCGACACACAUCCCAGCAUUAUCUUGAGCCUGGGAGGGAUACGCAGUUGUCUCUGCCUUGGGCUUUUAACUCCGACUGGUAGGUAGAACUGACCCUGCUUGACAGGUGGGGAAACGGAGGCUUGAUGAGUUAACUGGCCCAAAGCCACAGGUUUGCUCCAUAGACCCAGCAGCUCAGGAGGUCCUAGGUGUCACCUGCCCAGACCAGAUCCCCUUCCUUGUAGUCAAGGUCCCAGCCACUCUGCAGCAGUGAGAGAGACCCCAGGGUUAGGCUCUGUGACGGGGGUGGCCCUCUGCCAUACUCUUGUGGUUCUCCUCCCAUACCCCAGCCUUGUCAGGAAAAAAAGAGUGGCCAACUGACUUCACAGAGUUGGGCUCUCCUGAGCCUAGAAGCUGAAAAGUCAGAAAAACCUCUAGGGAGAACAUACAAGUCCACAGGGCUGCUGCCAUGUCUCUCCUAACUUCGAAUU
Meriones unguiculatus (Mongolian gerbil) is the source of this 3729-nucleotide messenger RNA. RefSeq names its product RBBP8 N-terminal like (gene Rbbp8nl). The record is from RefSeq and is a predicted model, not a curated record. The coding region runs from base 187 to 2034 and encodes 615 amino acids. NCBI's taxonomy places the organism in Eukaryota, Metazoa, Chordata, Mammalia, Rodentia, Muridae. Gene Ontology annotation, biological process: double-strand break repair via homologous recombination; DNA double-strand break processing involved in repair via single-strand annealing. The transcript is spliced from 13 exons. Gene Ontology annotation, molecular function: Y-form DNA binding; single-stranded DNA binding; double-strand/single-strand DNA junction binding. Gene Ontology annotation, cellular component: site of double-strand break.